UGUGCUGGUGGGAGGAUCUAGGAGUGGUUAUGUAACACAAUUCUUGAGAACUGAACCGGAGAAGACGUAGUCGAGUCCGAGCCAGAGACUAGGCAGAGACUAGGUACGUGACAACAAGUCCAUCAAGUGAAGUCAGUACCUUAGCCUAAGUUGAGUGAUAUGUCUGAAGUCAGUGAGAACGGCUCUGGGGCUGACCUGCAGAGAACCAAACAGGAAUUGAUGGAUUUUAAAGAAAAUUUCAAGUUGGGUAUGGAGAACAAGCCUCAUGUGAACGGUAAACAGGGCGAUGGCAAUCUGGACGACCUUCGAACCUUUCACAAAUCGUUCAACUUGUGCUUGGACAAGCCAAAUCAAACCAAAGCAAGUCAACAAGCACCCACCACCCUCUCACUGACGUCUAACGGCUCAAGUGAUCACCGAAGGAGAAAGAAGCACCGAAAACCUCCCAUCUCAAAGACAUUCGACGAGGUGUACCAGCUGACCAAUGAGGUCCUGGGUCGUGGGGCACACUCCUCGGUGACCACGUGCACUCAUCGUCUCUCUGAUAAAGAAUAUGCUGUGAAGAUUGUGCCCAAGGGCUCACCCGGAGUGAGGGAGAAGGUACUCAGGGAAAUAGAGAUUCUCUAUCACUGCAGGAGCAACAAGAACAUCCUGCAUCUGGUGGAGUCCUUUGAGGAAUCUGACAGGUUCUGUUUGGUGUUCCACAAGAUGAUGGGCGGUCCCCUCCUCUCUCACAUUCAGCGCAGGGAACGGUUCACAGAACAAGAAGCCAGUCACGUGGUACAAGAGGUUGCUAUGGCGUUAGCAUUUCUCCAUGACAACGGUAUCGCUCAUAGAGACCUAAAGCCAGAGAAUAUUCUGUGUGAACGAAAGAAUGAGGUCGUCCCCGUGCGGAUCUGUGACUUUGAUCUGAGCAAUAUGGUGCUUAUAAACUCCGCCCCAGUCUCUACCCCUCUACUACUCACACCAGUCGGCUCGGCUGAAUUUAUGGCUCCAGAAGUCGUCGAAACGUUUCUGGGGGAUGCUUUCUCGUACGAUAAAAAGUGUGAUCUGUGGAGUCUGGGGGUCACUCUGUACAUGAUGUUGUGUGGAGCGCCCCCUUUCACUGGAGGGUGUGGUGCCAAGUGUGGGUGGGACCGCGGAGGAGAGUGUCGAAAGUGCAAGGACUUGCUACUGACAAGAAUACAAAAUGGAGACUACAAAUUCAGCGAUGCGGAGUGGUCAGGGAUUUCCCUCGAGGCAAAGGAUCUGAUUCGUCGCCUGCUAGAGAAAGACGUGAAGGAAAGACUGUCGGCUCAUCAGGUGCUCAAACAUCCGUGGGUGGUACAGCAACAGCCAGAGACCCCACUACUCACCCCUGGGGCACUCAAGAGGACCCCCACAGCUCGCUCGGCCCUCUCUGAAUAUGCCGCCUCUUGUGUUGCGUUCACUCGACAACUCUCUAUAAAACUAGCACAAGAGGAAACAGACCAACUCACUGAACUCAGAACGUCACAUGACACAAACCACACCCAUUCUAUGGACAGGCCACAUCCACUAUUUACACUGUCCCCACCUGGGUCGUCAGAACUGGCCGUUCGGAGAAAGGACGAACCGAAAAAACUUUAGCAUAAAUUAAUAUUCUUAUCACAUUCUGCUUAAUUGGAACAGAACACUGUAGUUGUUGCGUUUUGUACAACCAUAAAAUUGACAUCCCUUCUCCUCAUUAUAUUAUAAUUUUGUGAAAGAUGAAUUCUUU
Halichondria panicea is the source of this 1738-nucleotide messenger RNA. RefSeq names its product MAP kinase-interacting serine/threonine-protein kinase 1-like. Lineage: Eukaryota; Metazoa; Porifera; Demospongiae; Suberitida; Halichondriidae. Gene Ontology annotation, cellular component: cytoplasm; nucleus. The transcript is spliced from 10 exons. Gene Ontology annotation, molecular function: ATP binding; calmodulin binding; calcium/calmodulin-dependent protein kinase activity. Gene Ontology annotation, biological process: protein autophosphorylation; peptidyl-serine phosphorylation; intracellular signal transduction. The record is from RefSeq and is a predicted model, not a curated record. Bases 160 to 1608 code for a protein of 482 amino acids.